This is a messenger RNA of Trichomonas vaginalis G3, 720 nucleotides long. Its product is annotated as negative regulation of hippo signaling. Bases 1 to 720 code for a protein of 239 amino acids. The transcript has a single exon. Lineage: Eukaryota; Parabasalia; Trichomonadida; Trichomonadidae. The record is from RefSeq and is a predicted model, not a curated record.
AUGUUCCGAUCUAGGAACUCAGAUGAUGACUCGAUGGAGCUGAAUGAUUUAGAGACUCCUACUCUAUCCAGAUGCUCUCCACUUAGAACACAGAAUCAACAAAUCGAUAAUUUUAUCUCUAAAUACAAAACAGUUACAAAGAAAACUAGACAAUGCUUAGAAUGUCAUCCAAAAGAUAAACUACCAUCUGCAAUUCUAAGAGUUGCAAAUAUGAUGUAUCAUCUUGAUUGCUUGAAGUGCAGCAGAUGCAACAACAUGAUACAUCCCCCAUGUUGUUAUCUUUCUUCAAUGGAACCUUUGAGAUUCCUUUGCGAAAGAUGCGUUGAUGAAAUUCAGGAUGCAUUGAUCCUGUGCAAAGUUUGCAAUAAAGUGAUAAGAGAUGAAAACAAAGCGGUUCAAUUAUCCAAUAGUUAUGCCGUUCAUUUGGAUUGCUUACAUUGUUACAUGUGCAAUAGAAAUUACACUCCGAAAGGUAAUCUCAAUUACUCGGUGAUGGAAGUCAAUAAUAAGCAAUAUUGUCUCUGCAAUGAAUGUAUGAAGUUAAUAUCAUCAGGUGAAUGUCCAACAAAUGAUAUUUCUGGCAGAAUUCCUUUUGAAAUUUGUCAAACUAAGCCCCUAAGAUGUAAAUUCUGUAAUGAAUUCAUCAAAAACGGGUUUUACUAUGUUGUUGAUCAACAAAUAUCCUGCUAUAAUUGCCACAAGCUUCAGAAAGGUAAAUAA